Messenger RNA from Lactuca virosa, 609 nucleotides. The record is from the annotation of a GenBank genome assembly. Lineage: Eukaryota; Viridiplantae; Streptophyta; Magnoliopsida; Asterales; Asteraceae.
AUGGAACGCAAAACUAUUUACGUUUGUAUUUUUGUAGGGAUCCUUGGAAUCGCAGCUGCAGUUGCUGGGUUUGCAGCCGAAGCCACAAGAGUUAAGAAAUCUCAGGCUACGGUGGUUAACGAUGGCAUUGAGAUCUAUUGCGAGUACCCAAGUAGUCCAGCCAUGGGCUUUGCUAUUGGGGCGACGGUGGCUCUUGUGCUUGCUCGUACAAUCAUCACAUCAGCCAGCGGUGGAUGUUGUUCAUGUUGCCGGACAAUCCCUGACUUAGCUAAACUUGCUCGAGUCUGUAUUGUUAUAUCAUGGAUUACAUCUUCUGUAGCUGUUAUCCUAUUUAUUGCUGGUGCGAAACUCAGCACUCAAAAAGAAGUGGCUAUGGACGUCAAUGGUGUGUUCUAUUGUGGCACGAUAAGGCCUGGGAUCUUCUCAGGAGCUGGUAUCAUGGGUCUCGUGGGUGUGCUUCUCUCUAUAGUGUAUUACCUCUUUUAUGUGUCGGCUGUAAGCGGCUCAGUCAAGACAUCAUCGGUAGAACUAGAGGCACCACCAAUUACUGACGUCAAUAAACCGCCGGUGUCAUCCAAUAAACCGCCGGUGGUAUCCCGAAAGCAUUAA